AUGGGCGCAAGGGAAGUGCACGAAGAUAUGCACGGGAAAUUGGCUUAUAUUCAUCUUUUCCAAAAAGAGUUGACGCCAAGCGACGUUGGUAAACUCAAUAGACUCGUCAUCCCAAAGAAAUUUGCGCUUAAGUACUUCUCUUACAUCCUCGAGACUCUCGAAGGAGUCACUCUCAAGCAGAUGCUUAAUGAUGAUGUGGAGAUCGCGUUCUAUGAUAAGGCGAUGAAGUGUUGGAAAUUCCGAUAUUGUUAUUGGAGGAGCAGUCAAAGCUUUGUGUUCACAAGAGGGUGGAACAGGUUUGUGAAGGAGAAGAAGCUAAAGGAAAAGGAUAUCAUCACAUUUUACAAGUGUACAACGGUUCAUAAUGAUCAUGCACAAUCAUUUUUCUUCAUAGAUGUUACUACUCAUCGCAAUGGGGUCAAUCAAAGUUUCAUGGCGGAAAAGCGGACUACUAAUGUGUUGUUGCAUAAUGACUGGGGAUUCAAUUUGAGCUUGAAUGUGGCUCAAAAGGAGGUGAAUGAAAAGGAAGCGAGAGAUGGCGAUAAUAUGGAUAGUUUGGAAUCAAUAAACAACCAUGUAAAUAAGGAAAAAGGAGUUAGGCUUUUUGGUGUCCAAAUAUGCUAA
Linum tenue is the source of this 624-nucleotide messenger RNA. The record is from the annotation of a GenBank genome assembly. Lineage: Eukaryota; Viridiplantae; Streptophyta; Magnoliopsida; Malpighiales; Linaceae.